CAUUCAUAUAUUUUAAUUGUGGCCCGCUAUAGUAUUCCAAUCGUUGGUUCAUUUUUUAUUUUUUUUUUGCAUCAUUCCAAUCGUUGGUUUUAUAAAUUCAAUGAAAUUACAAAAACUCAAUGCAUGCUACAUUCUCUCUCAUCAACAAUGUCCAAUCUCUUCUUCUUCAUCAUUUUUCAUUUACUCGUACCGCCAGCUUUUGCUGCAAAUUCCUCAAACAUAUUGUAUGAAAUCGAACCAUUUAUUAGGGUUUACAAAAAUGGAAGUGUUGAGAGAUUAACGGGAACAGAAACCACUCCACCUUCGCUCGAUCCCAAGUCUAGGGUUCUCUCCAAAGACAUCAUCAUCGACCCUUCUCUCAACAUCUCAGCAAGACUCUAUCUACCCAAAACCGCCGCCGCCGCCACCUGCAAACUUCCUCUUCUGGUCUACUUCCACGGUGGCGCGUUUUUCACCUCAUCGCCCUUCACCCCCACCUACCACAACUACCUAAACUCCGUCGUCGCCAAAGCUAACGUCGUCGCGGUGUCCGUUAAUUACAGCUUAGCCCCCGAGCACCCUCUCCCCGCCGCCUAUGAAGAUUCCUGGCUUGCGCUAAAAUGGGUUUUCUCUCACUCCGGUGAGGGCGGCGGCAGCGAGGAAUGGCUCCGAAACGACGUCGAUUUCGAGCGCGUUUACUUGAGCGGAGACAGCGCCGGCGGCAACAUCGCCCACAACGUGGCGGUCCGGGUCGGGUUGGAGAAAAUGGGUCGUGACGACCCGGGUGUUAUGAUCCGCGGGUUGUUUCUGAACUGCCCGCAUUUUUGGGGGAAGGUCCGAAUUGGGAAUGAAGCGAGUGACCCUAAAAUGGUGGCUGCGGAGGAUAGUAUAUGGGUCCAUGCAUACCCGAAUUCGACCGGGUUUGACGACCCGCUGUUGAACCCGGAUUACGACCCGAAUCUGUGGAGGUUGGGGUGCAAAAAAGUGGUGGUUUAUGUUGGUGAGAAGGAUAUAUUGAGAGAUAGAGGAUUGGAAUACACGAAGGCGUUGAGGAAGAGUAAGUGGGAAGGAGUGGUGAAGGGUGUGGACGUGAAGGGGGCUCCUCAUGUUUUCAAUCUGCAAUUUCCCAAGAGCAAAGAUGCUCACAAAAUGUUGAACCAUUUUGCAUUGUUUCUCAAUGAUAAAGAGAAAUUUAACUAGCUAGAGUGUGAAAUUAGAGAGAGUGGUAUAAUCUAUCUACCAUCUAUUUUACAAUGUAUCAUGUGAAGCUUGUCAUUUAUUUAUUAAUCCCUCCGUAUUAUUAUUGUUGGCUUGUUUUUCUUAUUGGAAUGUCCCAUUAAUAUUGAUUUAUUUUUAUUUCUA
Salvia miltiorrhiza (redroot sage) is the source of this 1341-nucleotide messenger RNA. Its product is annotated as probable carboxylesterase 12. Gene Ontology annotation, molecular function: hydrolase activity. The transcript has a single exon. Bases 124 to 1179 code for a protein of 351 amino acids. The record is from RefSeq and is a predicted model, not a curated record. NCBI's taxonomy places the organism in Eukaryota, Viridiplantae, Streptophyta, Magnoliopsida, Lamiales, Lamiaceae.